Messenger RNA from Pectinophora gossypiella (pink bollworm), 1587 nucleotides. RefSeq lists its product as uncharacterized. Lineage: Eukaryota; Metazoa; Arthropoda; Insecta; Lepidoptera; Gelechiidae. Bases 141 to 1529 code for a protein of 462 amino acids. The transcript has 16 exons. The record is from RefSeq and is a predicted model, not a curated record.
AUGCUUUCAUGCAACACCUGUGCGUCAGUCAACCGUAUUUCUGACAUGAACAUCGUGUGUAUCACGCCCUCGCAUCCUAUCGGGUGAUACAAUCGGCGCUCAUAACAAAUGGAGUUACUUUGCAAAAUAAGACCUCAAAGAUGUUUAAACUGAGUGCGGCUUGUAAGAACCUCCGAUGCCCUCCGGUCUCAAAACCAAUAUGUGUACAACUGGUCUACCAUAAGGUGUUCAAACCUAGGGCUCCCGUCUAUGUAAUGAUGAUAAAUAAGUGUGAAAUGAAGUACAUUAACUGCUAUCAAGGUAUAGAUGCUGUACAAAUGCCAAUGGCGCAUUGUGAUCACAACCUUAAUAAAACUAAAUCUGACGAAAAGAAUAAGUUGAAGACGAAAUAUGCAAAAGAAAAAGAAAUCGCAACCUUGACAGAUAAAAGAGGCAAACCAAGGCUGAAAAGAAGUGCAGACCAGGAACAAUUAGAAAGUAGGAAACAGAUUCUAAAAAAAAACGAUCAGCCGAGGAUGGUGGGGUUAAGAACAUCGAUACCUAAAAUUGUACGAAGCAGGCGAGACAUCAGCACGCCGAAAACUAUAAAUCACGCAAUACUGUCAAAGAAACAAGAAUUACAACAUUUGGACAAAGCCAAGGCGGCCAUACUAUCAAGUAAACCAGUCGUCAACAAGUCCACAAUAAAAAAAGUCAAAACAAAACAACAGAAGCUAAAGACCAAACAAUUAAAAUUGAAGUCACUGAAAAGUUCAGAUAAAAAAUCCAUUCGAGGAAAGAAUAAGAGAUUUGUGAAACUAAAUGAAGGAAAUAAACCAAAAAAAUUAAAGCGUAAAAUUUGGCCAAAGCGAAAGAAACGACCAAAACCGAAGAUAACUAUACCGCCGGUUGAUAUUUACACGCCAGCACCGGAUUAUCAAAAAUUUGGAUCCUACGAAAACGAUGGCAAAGCUGUUUUAUACAACGAAGAAUCACAAGAAGAGGUGAUAAGUCAGGAAAAGACAGAUACAUUUUAUACGAUUCCGGAUUUCGAAGAAAAUACCGCCCUCGAUACAAAUGAAGAUGAACCAGAACCAGCCAACGUGGAGCCGGAUGAAGUUGAUGAACCACCACCCACCGAGGAGCCGGUGGAGGUUGAAGAACUACCUGAUACCGGCGAGGAUGAUUACGUCUACACCGUGGAAGAUACUACAGAUGACAUUGACAUGAACGAGUAUAACUCGACAUGUCCGAACAUGUGCCCGGCAAAAGCUGUCAUGGUGUGCGCCAAAUGCAAGGACAACAACUACAGGACAUUCCUCUCCAUAUGUUACAUGAGAGUGUUUAAUUGCAAACACCCAGAAGAAGGAUUACAAUUGGUAGCUCGGCGACCAUGUGCCAUGUCAGCUCCGUUCCUAGGAGACCUUCAGACCCCCAAGGGUCUCAUCGAAGAGCCUGGGGACUAUGACGUCAUCCUCAAAUAUUUUAAAUGCAAAGACCAGGAUUGGAAAAAACUUAGACCUUGGUCCCGUUUGAACUGCACCUUCUAAACAGAUUAAAAAUGGAAAAGGUACUUGUACAUUGUUGAUACAAUAAAAAGUAAAAUUA